AUGUUGACGGCAUUUAACGCACUUCUUGCUGCAUUGCAUUAGUUGCAACCAAUAGCUAAUUGAUUGUCGAUCAUUGCAGCAACAUUGCAUCUGAUCUUAACACCCGGAGAUUAGAUCUAAUCUCAUCCUUAUCUCAUAAUGUAGUUUAUUUUGAGAAAAAGUUUUGCCAUCUCUAAAUAGAGAUGUUUAGCUGCAAAAUAAGCUAAAUUACUAGCAUCGAAACCAACCAAAGUAGCUCAAACCAAAACCAGUUGGAGAAACUAUCAAAUUACCAUUUUUCUCUGCCAAGUUAUUAGAAGAAGCCAUUGUUUGCCCCCACCCAUCCCCCAAGAUUACUCUACUUCACCUUGGAAAAUGCUUCAUUCAAAGCAAACUUACUUGAUUUGUUCUGUUUUUGUAAUCCGUUUGUUUUAUUCUCUCCAAUUCUUCCCUAAAGGCAUUUUAAAAUCGUCACUUAAAAAGCCAGUACCUUCUUUUGAGUGCCUCUGGGAUCAAAUGUUGGCCACUUUGGAACCUAACUAGUUUCAAAGGUUUCAACUAGCCAAUUUUUAUCUUAAAUGAAGGCUCAAAUCUGUUGUAUGUUACCGUUGACUUCUACCCUUUCUUUCUUUCUACCCUCUGCUUUAUUCGUUACACAUAAUUCAGCUAAUCCCUGGUCUAAUCUGACAGAUGACAAGAACAUUCAUGUUUGCUCCUAUACGUGCAAGGGUAGCAUUGUCACUUUUUUGAAAUACCCUUCAUUAUGAUAUCUGGCUAAGUAGCUCUACACUUCAUUUCCGCCCGUUAAUGAAAUCUCCUUUCACAGUUGGCUAACACAAACCGGGAUUCAAUUUACCCUCUGCCGAGUGUGUUGCAAAUGAAUAACUGUGGUGUGCGCUUUGGUUUAUUAGCGUUGUUGCUAUCUUUGAAACGGAGGCCUGCUAUACACAAGCCGUGACCAAAUGCCACUGCUAACUGUUCGGAGUGUCAUCAAAUUGAUGGCUACAUAGACCGAUUCUAAGUAUCCUUAGCUUGUCAUAGGUACCAAGGCUAUGUUUUCAAUAGCUUAAGGGACAAAACCCAACAAAUGUAGAAAGAGGAUGCGAACCAUCAUUUACGCCGAACAAGCAUAUAAGGAGAACUGAAAAGAGGAGAGGUCGAAACGACAAAGGCAGCAGUGAAGAUACAAAAUUGGCAUUUCUGAAGGUUGACUGGACCGAAUCUUUGACAUUUCCGUUGUUCAGUAAGCACUAAGGAAUUGUCUUGAAAGGUUUACAUCCUUAAAUCGGUGUCUCGCUGACAUAUAAAUCGCGAGUAAAAUGGAUACGCUUUCUGGAGCAGAACAUCGUUGGUACCAUUCAUUGGGAUAUUCAAAUCAACAUUCGAUGUACCCAGAAGGUGCCAGUUUUGGCUCAGUGGGUGGUUCUCAGUCAUCACAAGGCUACCCGGUCGAAUCGGCCGACCAUCUCUUUCAUGGCCAUGGCGAUUCUGAAAGUGGUUCAUGGCCUAGAGGUGGCUCUCAUAAUCCUUACCACUCUGCAUGUCACCAGUCAACACAGCAUCAUCUACCUUCUUCAAACUCCUUGGUUGAUGGCCAAGGUGGUAGUCCACAUUCUACUGGUUGUAGUUCCAGGCUAUAUUUGCCAUCUGGUUGUGGCAGGUCCCCUCACCUUAACCUCCACCAAAUGGUAGGCUGUCCAAAUGGGUCCUCCAACUGGCACGCUAGUUAUUCGCAGCAUCUUUUGUCCCAAAAUGCGCCAGGAAAUUCCUAUGGGUCACAUGGUCAUCCAGGCACACCAAGUAUUAGCAGCGAGAAGGACACGAAAUCCCUGUCUCAACGGGAUGCAUAUCUUUCUGCAUAUUACAGCAAUGAUGAAAAGCCUCCUAUAUCUAAACUCAACCUUCAAGGCUCUGUACCAGGCGUAGGAUUUUCAUCUCAAAUAUACGCCUCAAACAUGAAUUCAUCUGAGCUAGGACCAUCAAGCUUGCCUUAUGGAAUGCUCGGAGAGAUGUCAAAGAUGGCAAGAUAUAGAGGAGUUGCAUAUCCAGUUGCUGAACAAGGAUUUGGUGAGCAUCGGGAAUGCAUGAAUUGCGGUGCAACUUCAACACCCCUAUGGCGGAGAGAUGCUCAUGGGCACUAUCUUUGCAAUGCGUGUGGGCUUUAUCACAAAAUGAAUGGUGCAAGUAGGCCUCUUAUCAAGCCAAAGCGACGACUAUCACAGUCAAGAAGAACUGGGAUAUCCUGCUCAAACUGUAAGACGUCUCAAACGACGCUAUGGAGGCGUAACUCAAACGGGGAGCCAGUGUGCAAUGCUUGUGGCUUGUAUUACAAGCUCCAUAAGAUAAACAGACCGUUAACUAUGAAGAAAGAGGGCAUACAAACAAGAAACAGGAAAACCUCAGGGAAGAAUAAAAAGCCCAAGUCAAAAGACAACAGCUUCGCGUUGGCAGCAAGAGACUCUUUACAUCAAGGACUUACUUAUCAACAUAGCGUUCACCCACAGACGUUGAUUUCGGAUUCCUAUCCGAGUCCAACAAAUAACCAAAUACUUUCUUCAGCAAAUGGAAAAGCGUGCUGAACGUAAACAUUGUCUAUACGUGUAACAUUAGGUCAUAGGUAGGUAGGUAGCUAAUUGGGGAGAGAAGCUUGUAAAAAUUUCAGAUCAUUAGUCUUGUGACAUUUCUCUCUUGUUGUAGAUUGAUCUCUAGUGAUAUUGAAUUUAUUUAAGUUGGUAUUUAAAUCAUAUGAACUACUUGCAGAUAAUUGCAAACAGUUUUACAAGGUUUUUUAACGAUUCAGAAGAUUUAAUCUCCGGUGUGCUUCUUCUUGCUUUCGCACUCUGUCUACUAUCAUCAUCACUAAAUAUUUUAAAUUUUCAACUUCAAAACUUUUGGACAGAAAUCUUUCGGAAAACAGUUUCAUACCAAAAACCUCUGAGAAUAAAUUUCGAGAACUUUGAUGAGAUACUUUUGCACUAGCAGUUUUGAUUGAUAUUAAAAUAUAUGUUAAAACCAGCUCUAAUUAUAGGUCAACUAUUUGAGUUUAAA
Rhopilema esculentum is the source of this 3027-nucleotide messenger RNA. RefSeq names its product GATA-binding factor 3. Gene Ontology annotation, molecular function: zinc ion binding; RNA polymerase II cis-regulatory region sequence-specific DNA binding; DNA-binding transcription factor activity, RNA polymerase II-specific. Gene Ontology annotation, cellular component: nucleus. Lineage: Eukaryota; Metazoa; Cnidaria; Scyphozoa; Rhizostomeae; Rhizostomatidae. The record is from RefSeq and is a predicted model, not a curated record. Gene Ontology annotation, biological process: positive regulation of transcription by RNA polymerase II; negative regulation of transcription by RNA polymerase II; cell fate commitment.